AUGAACGGGAUCCAGGGAAGAUUGACUGGUGUGGUUUUACUGUUCUCAACCAAUCGAGGCACGUCACCUGUGAACGAAGGGGAAGACCGCAAAGACAAAGCAGACAUGCAGAACACAAUCUCAGAAGUAACGAGGUCACUCCCUCCCGGAUUCAGAUUCCAUGCCACUGAUGAGGAGCUUCUGUUGGACUACUUGAAGCCCAAGAUUCUCAGACAGCCCGACGGACGCCACUACGACAUGAUACCGGAGAUUGAUCGCAAGUACUUGAACAGCAACCGCUCCAACCGGACAACCAAAGCUGGUUAUUGGAAACCGACCGGCGAGGUGCUCACCAUCGUGAGCGAGGACACUCAGGCAAAGAUAGGAAUCAGGAAGACCCUAGUGUUCUACGAAGGCCGCAUGCCCAAAGGCAAAAGGACCAACUGGUUGAAGCACGAAUAUCACCUAAAUCCCAAGUGUUUGGGAAACAAUCACGCUGAAAAUGAGAUGCUGCCUUAUGUGGUAUGUCGGAUAAAGUACAAAAAGGAUAACAAGCUGAUGAAGGGUCGCGCUCCAACGAUCAGCCCUGGAGGCUAUUCAAACAGCGCUUUCACAAACACUAACAAUGUAUCAGAGACCCCUAUGAAUCAAGAAGAGGACCAUUCGAGCUACUGUAACAACCCCGACAAUGAAGCUGCUGAGAACCGUGAAGCUUUUGAUCCUCAACCUGAGAUGUCAGUGGAAGAGUUAAUGGAAUUGCUCCCUUCAUCUCAACCGCUGGAUGUCAUUUUAUCAUACUACAACACCACUCCAGCCACUCCAGCCUAUCAGCCCCAGGCAGCAGCAGAGGAAGGAUCAUCGUCCUUCUUUGAUUUCUCACAUAACAACGAUGGCAAUGAGUUCGGCCACGGGUACAUGCCAUCUCCAUACAGCAAUUCCGCAUAUUAUUCCGGUUUCAACUGCAGCAAUGUCUGA
Messenger RNA from Eucalyptus grandis, 954 nucleotides. RefSeq names its product NAC domain-containing protein 71-like. Gene Ontology annotation, biological process: regulation of DNA-templated transcription. Gene Ontology annotation, molecular function: DNA binding. NCBI's taxonomy places the organism in Eukaryota, Viridiplantae, Streptophyta, Magnoliopsida, Myrtales, Myrtaceae. The transcript is spliced from 5 exons. The record is from RefSeq and is a predicted model, not a curated record. The coding region runs from base 1 to 954 and encodes 317 amino acids.